AUCGCAUCGCUGUAGAUCAUGCUGUCCAGCGCGCCGCACGCCCGCGGCUUCAUCCACAAACCCGCGCCGACCCAUCCACAACCCCGGUCCGAGGCUGUGAGGGUCACCGAUCUCUCUCGAGUGCUUCAGCUGCUGCAGGACCCGCUCUCGUCCUCACUAAAAGAAAGGCAGAUUUUUAUCUUGAAGAAGGUGGUAAAACAAUGCCAGCGUGGAUUUCUUUUGAGGGACCUCGCUGACAUAUGUAAGAUUAUGAAUGUUUGUGCUGAAAGAGUGUCCGAUCAUCCGGAAUAUGCCCGAAUCCUCUGUGAUUUACUGCAGAUAUGCAGUCUUCCCUUCCUGAAGGAGAAGUCGUCUGAUGAGAUGAGCUACGCCGCUGUGGUGACAGACUGUGUGUCUCAGAUGGGUUUUCUGAUGAGGAUCCCGCUGCCGGAGGUGCGGCGUCAGAUCUGCUCGACUGUGAUCGCCUUCUACAGCCGCGACAAACACAAACACCGCUCUGACGGCCUGGCUCCCGCUCGUCUGGACUACAGGGCUCUGAUGCUGGAGCGCAGUGGUGUUUCUGAGACGCUGGUGAUGUCUCUGGCUCUGAUGGAGGAGCAGCUUCCAGUCAAACUGUGUCUCCUGCAGACGCUGCAGAUCCUGUCCAGAGCAUCAGAAGUCAACUGUAACCUGAUGCUGAGAGCUCAGGCCGCGCAGAAGAUCUGCUUCCACAUGAGCGAAGGAGAUCCGUCCGGAGAGCUGCUCUUCAGAUCCUCCGAGAUCCUGUGGAACCUGCUGGAGAACGGCUCUCGACAGGAAGUGACCUCACAGCUCAGCAGCAGCGACUGCAUCGCAUCUCUGAAGGACGUGUUUCUCCAUCUGCUCCUGAAGGGUUUCCGUCAUCACGAGCGUCAGCUGAGGAACGACCUGCUGGUGCUGCUGUCUCUGAUCGCGGAGAAGCCCGGCGCUCCUCUGAUCGAGAGCGGCUUCCUCAAGCAUCUCACGCCGUUCCUCACGUUUCCCGAGCUGAAGAGCCACAAUCCUCUGGUGAGAAACCUCAAGCUGUCCUUCAGCAAGGAGGACUUUGAGAUGAAGAAGCUGCUGCUGAACAUGAUCGUGGUGCUGUCGAGAGAUCUGGCUGUGCUGCAGUUGUUCAGAGAGGGCCGUGUGAUGCUGGCUCUGAUGCUGCUGGUGAAGCCGAGCUCGUCUGCGGAGCGCAGCGGCAGACACAGACACAGAUGGAGCUCCAGACAGCAGGAGGAGCUGCAGCUGCAGGCUCUGUCCACACUGAGCGCUCUCGCUCCGCUGAUGCUGGACGAAUACAUGAGCUGUCAGGCCAACACCUGUCUGCUGCUGCUGCUGGACGGCUGCCUGCAGGACGACUCCUUCAGUGGGCGGGGUCAUGGUUUCCACGGCAGCGGCGGCGGGAGGAGGGCUCAGCUGCGCUACUGUGUGCGUGUGCUCAGAUCCGUGGCGUCUGCGCAGCACGAGCCGUUCCUGCAGGACCUGUGCGAUCAGGGUGCCAUCGGCCAGCUCUUGGGUGUGCUGCGCUGGUUCCUGGGGAGGCCGCAGGACGAGGACGCUGUGGCUCUGGAGAUCCAGACGGACUGUCUGUUCCUGCUGUCUGUGCUCUGUGAGGGAGACGUGCACAGGAAGGAGCUGUUCGGGACUGACGGGGUGGAGGUGCUGAUCCAGUAUCUGAGUCUGGACGCCGCGCUGGUCUCCAGCGGUCUGGGUCACAAUAAACUGCUGCUGUCCACCGUCGACUGUCUUUGGUCGUGUGUGCUGGGGUGUUUCGGUACGGAGGAUGUGUUCGUGGCCGGCGGCGGCGUGGAUCUGCUGCUGCAGCUGCUGCAGCGGAGCCCCAGACACAUGCUGACGCCGCUCGUGUCCGUGCUGCUGGAGCUGUGUGAGAGUCCCCAGGCCGUCACACACCUGCUGCGCUGGAGAGGAGAGAGAGACGCCAGCGCGCCGCAGCUGCUGCUGCACAUCUGGAGGAGAGAGGAGGAGCAGACGGGCGUCUCACGAGACCCACACGGCAUGAUCACAGACGUGAAGCGGCCGAUUGUCUCUCGGCAUCAGGAUGAAUCUUCAUCAUCAUCAUCAUCACGUGAUGUCAGUGCUGCUGUCAGAGACGUGUCAGAAAACCUGCGUGCAAACAUCUACUGCAUCUUCUGCAAACUGGGAUUUGAGCAUCUGUCGGGUUUGAGCGCCGAAGAUCACGUCACGCUCAGCAUCAUCCACCGAUACCUGGACUUCAAGCUGUGUGAGGUUGUGCAGGAGCUGUGGAGUGAGGCAGCAGCGGUCGUUCCGUCGGAUGAAGCGGUGCUGAAGAGUGUGCUGCAGGUCAGUGAAGCCACGGCCGAGAGCGUGCGCUCGCUGCAGCAAAGCAUUCUGGGCCAGCGGCAGCAGCAGGAGCUGCAGGAGGAGCAGCGGCUGUAUUCAGAGAUCCGCUUCACUCAUAAGCAGCGAGAGAUCGCAGCAGACGCCUGGAAGAGUUACGUGGCCAGAACCUCAAACUACAGCGUCCUGAAGGAGUUCAGGCGUCUUCGGGAGGAGCGGAGCACCAGCGAACACGACGCAGCAUCAGACGCCGAGACGAAUGAACCAGCGCCACUCACUGUAUAGAGAGAAUAUAGCCAACUGAAUGCAUUUAAUACCACAUAUAUGCACUGCUGUUCAAACGCUUGCCAUGGUUAAAGGGACAGUUCACCAGAAAAUGACAGAAUGUUCAUAUUUGGGUGAACUAUCCCUUUAACCAGCAUUAGCAUGCUAGCAAUCACUGCUGGACCAAUGAGCUAACACGGCGGAAAUGACGACUGGAUCUCAAGCAAAGCCAAAUAUGAACGCUGAAUGUUAGCAUUUGAAUAAUGGCUAAUAAAAUCAGAUGUCCGAGCC
Molecule: messenger RNA, 2877 nt
Organism: Sinocyclocheilus anshuiensis
Lineage: Eukaryota; Metazoa; Chordata; Actinopteri; Cypriniformes; Cyprinidae
Gene: cfap69
Product: cilia and flagella associated protein 69
Exons: 22
Coding region: 19-2607 (862 amino acids)
Biological process (GO): positive regulation of flagellated sperm motility; olfactory behavior; response to odorant
Cellular component (GO): non-motile cilium; sperm midpiece
Source: RefSeq, a predicted model, not a curated record